Molecule: messenger RNA, 2301 nt
Organism: Boleophthalmus pectinirostris (great blue-spotted mudskipper)
Lineage: Eukaryota; Metazoa; Chordata; Actinopteri; Gobiiformes; Gobiidae
Product: stonustoxin subunit alpha-like
Exons: 2
Coding region: 4-600 (198 amino acids)
Molecular function (GO): protein binding
Source: RefSeq, a predicted model, not a curated record
UGGAUGGUCCCAGGUCUGAGGAAGUAUUCCUGUGAGUUUUCUCUGGAUCCAAACACAGCUCACAGAAACAUCAAACUGUCUGAGGACAAACGGACAGUGACCUUUGUGACAGAGGAGCAGCAGUAUCCAGAUCAUGAGGACAGAUUUACAGACAGGUGUCAGGUCCUGAGCUGCACUGGCCUGAGGGGGCGCUGUUACUGGGAGGUGGACUGGAGGGGGAUGGCUGAAAUAGCAGUGAGUUACAGAGGAAUCAGACGGAGAGGAACAAGAGAGGAGUGUUUGUUUGGAGGCAAUGAUCAGUCCUGGAGUUUGAGUAUUUAUAAUGGACGUUACUAUUUCGGCCACAACAACAGACACACGGCACGCCUCUUCUCCUCCUCCUCCUCGUCUCGUCCCUCAGGUCGAGUGUCUGUGUUCCUGGACUCUGAGGCUGGAUCUCUGUCCUUCUAUGAGGUUCUCUCUGAUGGAAAACUGUUCCACCUCCACACCUCCAGCUCCUCCUUCACUGAGCCUCUGUUUCCAGGGUUUAGGGUGGGUAGGGGAAAUUCCUCUGUGUCUGUGGUAAAUCUGAGGAGAGCGCCCUCUGGUGGACCUCUUUGACUGAUAUAAAAUAUUUUAUUAUUAUUAUUAUUUUUUUUCCUUUAAUUUCUCUUUGCAAAGCAGAAACUUUCUUCCACUGUCUAGUGUCUGACCCUGUGGUCCAUAUGAACAGAGUAGGCAGCAUUUGUCCAAGUGUAGAACUGUUUGCGCUCAUGUCUUUAUUAUUAUUUUUUUUAAUAUUCAGUUUUAUGUGUUGCUGUAUGUAGUUGUAUGUGAUCUGUCAUUCAUUACUAAUUAUCAAUUUGUGUUUAUUUAUCAAAACUCAUAUUUUAAUGUGACGGUUCAUUUAGAAAAAGGUUUACUAGAGUCCUCCUGCUUCAGCUUUAUUAUGUCAGUGCCAUAUAGUAGUUUUAAUAUUUUCUGAAGCAUCUAAAUAGUUUUUGUGACUGGCCAAUGUGUCUUUGCUCAGAGAAGAUUCAGGUUAGAAGCACAUUCAGAGUGUGCUACAGGAAAUACAAUGGCUGAGGUAUCUAAGGAAGAUGAAAAACUAUUUUAAAGGAUCUUAAACCUAUACUGUAGAGGAAUAAGAAUCACCCAGAAUCAAGAGCAUUUACAGCAUAUACAGAACUGCCUCAGGUCAACCAUAUUUAAACAAAUACAACUCAUCAGAGACAGAGCCCCAUUCUUUUAGCCUCACACCAGGACUGUUCAAAGCUGAGUGGGAUUAAAGGACACGGUCAACAACAGGAGUCAAAUAAAGGUAUGAUUCAUUGUGUACUCCUGUCAAACCACACAUAAAAUACACAUCUAUUUGGGAACUACUUUUUGCACUUUUACUGAUAUGUAAAAUAAGUUCUCUGAAUAAGCAAUAAAAAGGGGUUAUAUUAUAUUGUCCUAGAAAUGGUUGUAGUGUAUUACUCUUCUUGUGCAUUGCUGUUGAACUGCUGUGAAAUUUCCCCAUUAUGGGACAAAUAAAAGGUUCUGCUAUCAUUGGGAGCACAUAUGUCAAAUCCAGUGGAUCUCAACAGGGUCAAAUAUACAGUACGGCGUGAAUUUUGUUGGAAAAACCUAAUGAGAUUUUUCAUUACACCAGUACAAAAGAGAUACCAAGGAACAGGUGAUGCCUGCUGGAGAUGUGGGAAUGACGGGGCUAAUCAUUGCCAUAUUUUUUGGGAAUGUGGGGUCAUCUAAGAAUAAAGCUCAGAGAUUCAUCAACAUCUGCAAAAUGUUUUUUCAUUUGUUUUCACCCUGUCAUCUGAAGCUUUGUAUCUUGGUAAAUUAAUAUUAGACAGUUUUAACAACACAAACAAGAGAUUUACUGUAUAUUCUGUGGGCUGCAAGUAAAAAGGCAAUAACAAGGAAGUGGCUUAAACCUUAGCGACCAACAAUUGAAAACUGGAUUGACAUUGUGCAAGAGAUCUACAUGAUGGAAAAGGUUUCAUUUUUAUUGAAAGUGCAGCUGGACUUAUUUUACAAGAUGUGGUCUAAAUGGACAGACUUCAUAUAAAACUACUUCAUAGUUGCAAUAUUAUGUUAAAUUGUGAAACAGGUUCCCUGGCUCCCCAACCUGUUUCGAAUUUGUAUACGUUUUAAAAAUGUAAAAGCAGGAAGGUGUCAUUUCAUUUUACACAUUGCAAAGUGUAAUUUGCUUUUUCAAUAAAAAGUAAAUUUGAGGGGAAAAAAAGUUCUGUUAUCUUAACCUUUGCUUUUACUGAUGCUCAUCUAUGUUCCUCUUAAUGGAAAACAAUGACAACACAGACA